UGUGUGAUUAUUUGUAGAUUCAAGAUGGAGUUGAUUGUAAAAUUUCAUGUGACCAGUUACACGCUGAGUGUUUUCAUGUGCAUGUAGACAUAUAAGUACAAGUGUGUGUAUUUGUGUGUGUUGGGGGCGGGUGUACUGGUGCAUGUCAGACAGAAAAGAGCCGCAGUUAUCUAGGAAUCUGAGCCAAAAGAGCCUCACAAACAGAAGAGAGCGUGCAGGAGAGCGAGAGGGAGGGAUAGAGAAGAUCAAAUAAAAGAGAAAAACAGCAGAGGAGACUCUGACCAGCACAUAGUGAGAAAGAUACAAUGUGUAGGACUUGAUAGACUGCAGAUGAUACUGAUCUGAACACAGGAGUGUGCCUAGAGAAAAUCCUAUUGAAGAUAAGUAGUAUAAAGUAGAUACCGGUAGAGUAGAGAGAGAAUAGACAGGGAACAGGUGCAUAAUAUUUCUUUGGACUCGUGUUACGGCCUGAGCAGCAUGUGUGUACGAGUUGUGCCCUUGCUUUUGCUAGGAGCGUACAUGAUGUGUGUCUGUGUGCUGUGUCAGAGGGACAUCCUGGUGGCCGGGCCACCCAACGGCAGAUGUGAAGGGAGCUGCAGUGCAACAGCAUCACCAACUAAAAUACAUCACCCUCACUCUCAGGACUCACAAAUAAGAAAGACUCCAGUGAACCGCAAAACUGCACAGGUGUCUGAUAUGUCUGAACGUCUCAUCCAGCUUCAGCGCUGUAUGCUGCAACAUGAUUCAGUGGUUGUGAGUCAGGAAGAAGGCUCAGACUCACUGCUAGGCUUUCUGGCUCUCAUGGCAGCGGUGCUGACAGAAUGUGACCUCCACUGCCAUAGUCAGAGACUCAGAGAGAUGGCCACCAGACUCGAAAGUUUGGUGGGCAAAAAUGGGGAGAAAGACUUGUUGCUGUUGGUGAAGAGUGUCACAGAUUCUAAACCUAAUGGCCUUAAACCAAGGACUUCUACAGCAGUGCCUCCCUCUGCAGGGCUUUACCCUCAAGACUGUCAUGAGAUCUACCAAUUAGGAAUCAAAGAGAAUGGAAUCUACACCAUACAACCAGAUCCAAAGCGGCCAGCGCUAGAGGCCGUGUGUGACAUGGUUUCAGCUGGUGGGGGAUGGACGGUGUUCCAGCGCCGGUUUGAUGGACAAACUGACUUUAACCGAACCUGGCAGGAGUACCGUGAUGGAUUCGGCUCCCUGCAGAGAGAGCACUGGUUAGGGAAUGCAGUUCUUUAUGCACUAACUGCAAGUGGGCAUCACAUGCUCCGCAUCACUCUCCAAGACUGGCACGACCAGACACGUCAUGCUAAUUAUAACAACUUUAAAGUGGCAGGAGAAAACCAGAGGUUCCGUUUAACUGUUCGAGAUUAUCAUGGAGAUGCUGGCAAUGCAUUCAGUUACAGCAAACAGUACAAUCACGAUGGCAGAGCUUUCAGUACAUAUGACCGGGAUCAUGAUCGAUACGCUGCUGGUAACUGUGCCCGUUAUUAUGGUGCAGGCUGGUGGUUUGAUUCCUGUUUGGCUGCUAACCUCAAUGGACGCUACUAUCACGGGCGUUACAGUGGCAUCACAGAUGGCAUCUACUGGGGCACCUGGUAUAUCCUGACUGACUAUCGCACAGGGGAACGAUACUCGUUCAAGAGUGUUGAGAUGAAAACUAGACCAAGGCGGAGCUAAGAAAAAUAUUGAUAUGUAAGCAUACUCUUGCACUACAUAUUUCAUUUAAAUAAUGGCUUGUAAUUACAUAACCUGCAUCUGCCAUUAUAUAGAAUUUGAGAUUUUUAGAUAAUAGUUUGAUAUGAGGACACAUUUAUAAACAUUUAUUUUUAAGAAAACUCUUUUACUCUGUGUAUAUUAUCGAUUUUCAUUUACAGUUGUUUUUUGAGACUCAAACUACUAUUCAAACACUUUUCAUGCUGCAAAUAAGUUUUUUUUUUUAAACAAGGUCUUUAUUCAAAGUAAAAAAAAAACUAUAUUUUAAAUGCAUGUUAUUGAUCUUGCUGUGAUCCAUUAUGUGCAUGUUUUUCUUAAUCUAGUCAUUCUUUAGUAUGGUUAAGUUUAUUAAACAACUCAAUAGAAUACUUCCCCCAAAUCCUUCUGUUGACAAAUCUAUAUAAAGUCCAAUAUUCUAUAUACUGUGCAAAUUUUAAACCUUCACUUUCGGCUCCUGAUCACCCCAUCAGUGUUUCUUCUGCGAAAAUGACUGGCUGACUGCAUUUUAUACUUGUAGCUAUAAUCAUUCAAAAUGGAGAAAGGUCAAAGUUCAACAGGUCUAAGGUGGCUCUUGUGGUUGUGCUGCACUUACAGUGAAAUAAAAUCCAAAAUUAUCCAUAGAAAGGUUCUCACUCAUCACCUGAAAUAAACAAAUAGGUUUCAUUUGGCUGAUCGAAGGCCUUGUUUUAUGCUCAGCUCAUAUGUUCCCAAACACCUUCUCUGUUCAGUCUCCAGGUGAACGGCUGCCAUACCAAAACUUUCCUGCCACUGACACAUUCCAAGCCAUAAAUCCUUAUCACAUCUUUGACUAUAAAGGAUAACAGUAAACUGUGGACGGAUUGGGUUUGGGGUGAAAAAAGCAAAGAGUUUAUUUUAAGCAACUGCGGUCAAAGUGUUGAGAUUUCAAUGCGAUGGCAUCGUAGCUUACAAAAUGUACACAAACAAACUCACAUCCACAUGGCAUGAAUAAGACGGACCUCUGAUCCCUGAUGCUUGAAAGACAGAAAGUCAGUGUGCUAUAGAGGGUGAACAGUGGGAGUGUGAAUCUGUUGAAUCUGCUCCUUUUAGCCAUAUUCACAAAGAGCUGCCGGUCUGUUCAACCCAUUCUCGUAUCUAUUAAUACUCUUUCUCCUAUGAUCUGCUGACUACCAACCAGAUAUGAUAUUUCACAUACACUCAAUAACAUACACAUUCAAGCACACAGUCAGGCCGCAGCACACUGCAGUUUAAAGACUGUUUUCAUCCAUAAAGUUGGAUGAGUUUUGUCAGGCCUGUGACUACACAACACAGAGAACAUGGGACAUCAGAAAGUUAUUCUGUCAGGGGUUUGGGGAUAUUUUUGCUCUUAACAGUCUGUCUGUAUCUUAUAAGUAGAAAUGUAACUUUAUUUUGACGUUUUUAAACUAUAUACAGACCUUGAGAAUUUGAUGCUCACCCACAAAUGUGGAUGGCAUUGGUACAGGCCUCUUAUUUGUGGAAAUUCAGUCCAUCAUAUGUCACCUGGUUAGUUUGGCUGGCUAAUGAAUCAAGUGGAUCAAAAUCAGAACAAAUAAAGUUACUCUCAAUGAAGGCUUCUCUGCUCUUCUCAUUUCCACCAUCAAGAUCACUAUGGUGAAGCAGAAGCCAGCUCGGCUGUUACCACAGUAUCCUGGCUGAGUGCCUGGCUGGUAUGAUAAGGAGAUAAAAGGAGUGAUGGGGAGAGAGAUAAAGGGAGAGGGAGAGGGAGAGGGGGAACUAACCGUCUGCAGGCAACCAGUCCGGAAACCCAAAGCGGGCAACAGUUACCCAGCACAUCCCCUUAAAGCUGAAAACACUCAUGCACGCAUACACUUACUCUCUUACCACACAUUUUUGCAUACUGCUCAAAGUAGAGAAAAGCUUCUGUGCAUUUGUCCUCAAGAAACUUUCAACAUCUAGACAUUUGUUUCAAAAGCAGACCUUUUUAAAGUUGAAAAGCCACUUAAUCUGAUGUAAUCAUUAUAUUGAAUUUUCAUCAUCUAAAUAAGAUGACAUAAAUCUGUAUUUGUCAUUACUCAUGCUAAUCAGGCAGGUUAAUUGGAAAACAGGGCCCGAAGUACUGAAGGAGGCUGCGUGUUGAGCAUGUUGUCUUGGUUCAAUCUAUGGUUCAGAAAGGCGAAAAUGACCAGAAGAUGGCAGCUUUGAGUUAAAAAUGACUGAAAAUCUGGUCACCAGCCCUUUGGUUAGAUUGAAGUAUGUUAAAGGUGCUCAGUGCCAUCUCAGUAGAUUCUUAAUAGAAUUUCAUUAUAACUAAACAUAAUGGGAACAAUUACUGCUAAUUAUCACCUAAUUCAAAUAUGAAUACAAAUAUAGCCUGAAAUCCAAGA
Molecule: messenger RNA, 4064 nt
Organism: Carassius auratus (goldfish)
Lineage: Eukaryota; Metazoa; Chordata; Actinopteri; Cypriniformes; Cyprinidae
Product: fibroleukin
Exons: 6
Coding region: 478-1683 (401 amino acids)
Biological process (GO): blood coagulation, common pathway; blood coagulation; platelet aggregation
Cellular component (GO): fibrinogen complex
Molecular function (GO): extracellular matrix structural constituent; protein-macromolecule adaptor activity
Source: RefSeq, a predicted model, not a curated record